Molecule: messenger RNA, 688 nt
Organism: Salvelinus sp. IW2-2015
Lineage: Eukaryota; Metazoa; Chordata; Actinopteri; Salmoniformes; Salmonidae
Source: RefSeq, a predicted model, not a curated record
CAUAGCCCAUCUGGUAACUUCUGCUAAAUCUUCAGUUUGUUAGGGGUAAAUGUUCCAUCUGAAGCCUCUCUCCUCAGGUAUUUUGAACCCCAUCGAGGCAAAGCUUCAUAAAGGGGCAGUGGGUUCCUACGGCAACGAGAGAACCAAACAGUCACUACAGGACUUCCCUGUGGUUGACUCCAAGGAGGACAAGGAGAUCCAGAGCUAGGUCAGUGGCGUAGGGAUCCUGUGGGUGGGGGAGGGAAGAAAAAACCAAAGUCUUCCUACAGGACUGUAGAAGAGCUGAAGGCUAAUGGCAAGCUGGACGGACCACACAGACACCCGCUGGAGAACUGGCUCAGGUCAAGCUCUGUGUCUGGGGGAGCUGUUAAUAAAUCCACACCAGCAGCAGAUAGAGACGUUCAAUUGGGUGUUAGACUGGGAGGGCAUGCUGUCUCCCUCAAGCCUCGUAUCACUGCUGGACAAACACUUCUUCCCCAAGUGGCUACAGGUGCUGUGUUCGUGGCUCAGUAACAUUCCUAACUAUGAGGAGAUUACUAAGUGGUACCUGGGCUGGAAGUCCAUGUUCAGUGAUGCUGUUCUGGCUCAGCCACUCAUAAAGGACAAGUUCGUUCAAUCAAUGAAUCAAUGAAAUGUAUUUAUAAAGCCCUUCUUACAUCAGCUGAUGUCACAAAGUGCUGUACAGAAA